CGCACACAAAUUCUGCCUGUCUGCCUGUCUGCCAAUCUGCCAGGCGACUCCCCUUGCGCGCGUGUUCCAGACGGCCCUUUCCUUGACGCCAGUUCCUGCCCCGGGUCCAACUUCAAACUCUCUUUCCAGUUUCACGGUUUCACCCAGCACUGUCGGCAUUGCAAGCUUGGAUCGAGCUUCUGGAAUCGCGCCCCCCAUCCCCCCCCCGAGGCCUUAUCGUCGUCCGCAUUAAGCUAACUGGAUCCCCACCCGGUUUUCUAGGCUUUCCGAGCAAUUCGUACCCCUCGAUUCCCUUUUCGUCCCGUCUUUUUACCUUCCGGUCAGCCCUCGGGCUUUAUUCUGUCAUUGUCACGUUGCCUGCCCUUUUCACCCUCCCUUUUUCCUCGCCCGAGUGCGCCGUCUCCCCUUUGUCCACCCCCACCCUUGUUCUCGCGUGAUAGAUAGAUCAUGUCCGACCAGACCACCCACCACUACCAAGAGCCCAUUGAUGGGCUCAAACCGUUGUCGAAUGCGGACGGUUUCUCCUUACCCGCCACCGCAAGCGACUUGUCGCGCCGCGCAGAGCUCUCAUAUGCCGAUGGUCAGCCUCUAGGAGAUGCCGAUAUUGAAGAUGAUGACGACGAUGAGGAGGAAGAGGUUGAGGAGGAAUAUGUCGCCGUGGACCAUGAUGAUAUUAACGAGUAUCCUUACUGGUUCCGUCGCCCACCUGUCCACCACCGCACCAAGUUGGAUGAACUGCACCCCUUCGUGCAGGUUCUCACCGAGUCAAAUGUGGAAGAUUGUGUUACGGUUGAGCAAGCAUUUCCUGAGCACGAACGCUGUUCGCGCGAAAAGUUUCGCUAUCGCCUGAGUAGAUGCCCCGAACUGUGUCUCGGUCUCUUUACGCUUCCAAUUCUGCGCGAAGGCGAGCCUAAGCCUCGCCCGACAUUGGUGGGACAUGUUAUCGCCACGAGAACCUCAAGCCCUGUCGUGACGGAUAAGUCUAUGGAGCUACCGGCGAAGUGGCAGACAGAGCGCAUGACCAUUGAGAACGGAGAAACCGUGGGCCAUGAUGAGUAUGGAAGCACAAUUGCCAUCCACUCUCUUGCUGUGUUGCCGGAACAUCAGGGCAAGCAAGUCGGCAGCACUUUGAUGAAGUCAUAUAUCCAGAGAAUCAAGGAUGCGCAAAUUGCCGACCGCAUUUCCAUCAUUGCGCAUGGCCCCUUGGUGGCCUUCUACGAGUCUUUUGGGUUUGAGAACCGCGGGCCUAGCAAGUGUCAGUUUGGCGGUGGUGGCUGGGUAGACUUGGUCUUUGAGCUUUCCAAAGAGUAAGGGCUUGCGGAUUGUCUCGCGACGAUUCUGCGUCUCUGCGGCGGGUGUGGUGCUGUUGUUUCUUACCCCUUACGUUGUCCUCUGUUCUUUUAUUUUCACUUCUCUUGGUCUCUUUCACACUACCCAUUUUUAUGUGAUGCAUGCUAUGGAUUACACAGGAUUCGGUCUUACUGGUGGGUUCAUGAUAAAAAGCAACGGCGUUCUGUCGGGACGGAUGAUGAUGACGAUGCUAUGAUGGCCGGAUUGAAACACCAUGGACGGAUGGUUUGGUCAGGGCAGGCAUAUUUGUGUAUCAUAGUCCCUCGGUAGUCAGUGUAAAUGAAUAUUGCAUAGACAUG
Aspergillus sclerotioniger CBS 115572 is the source of this 1649-nucleotide messenger RNA. Its product is annotated as polyamine acetyltransferase. The coding region runs from base 448 to 1311 and encodes 287 amino acids. Gene Ontology annotation, cellular component: cytoplasm. NCBI's taxonomy places the organism in Eukaryota, Fungi, Ascomycota, Eurotiomycetes, Eurotiales, Aspergillaceae. Gene Ontology annotation, molecular function: aralkylamine N-acetyltransferase activity. The record is from RefSeq and is a predicted model, not a curated record. The transcript is spliced from 3 exons.